CUAUCCUAUCAAACAGUAGUCAAUAUUCGCUGCUGAUAAGAUAAAUAUUGUAUCACGUGAUUCUUGUUGGCUGGUUCUCUUCUUUUAGGAGAAAGUAAGUCAUGUUGUAAAUAUUGCAAAAUGACCAUUCAUCCGUUUCGUUUUAAGAUCAACGAGUUUAUUGAAGUUUAAGACUAUAACAAGGAAUUCUAACCUCACAUAAAAGAACCUGAUUGCUGAUUCCUCAGAUUGCAAGGUUUGUUGAUGGGACAGAAUGCAGGAAAACAAACCACCGGUAAACACCACAACCCCGGUCACUCCCGUAAGGUGAGCAAGGCCUCAGGGGAUGGAUCUGACUCUGACUCAGUAGACACCAGCUCCUCUAGCCAGAGUCCAUCCACCCCAUCAGGACUCAAACACGGCAUGGCUUCUCUCUUCAGGAAGCAGAGCGAUGCAUGCAAGAAACGUAUGGACCACCAGCUGUAUUUGGCACAAGAAAGUCCUGAACCAACAAUAGAUUUAUCAAAGUGUGAACUGGAAGAGAUACCACCCCUUGUAUUUUCUCUCAGUAAAAUUCUGAGCAAGGAGGCUGUUUUUCUAGGAGAUAACUGGCUUGGAUCACUAAGUGGCGGAAAAUGUAUUGAUAUGAGGACUGUCAGGGUUUUGGACCUCCACAACAAUGAAAUCAAAGUUUUACCUACAGAUAUUGGAAAUAUGACUUGUUUACAGGUCCUGAAUUUGGAAAGAAAUAGAAUAUCAAUUUUGCCAAACAGUAUUGAAAAUCUGAAGCACUUGCAAACAUUGAAUAUGAAAGGAAAUCGACUUAAACUUGUGAGUCCAUCUCUUUGUGGCCUGAAGAGUUUACGGACACUGGACCUAUCUGAGAAUAAGAUCACUUCCCUGCCUCCACAGCUGUGUAAUGUUAGAACACUGGAGACUCUAGUCAUUGAUGUCCACAGGAUCACUUACCCCUCUAAUGAUAUAUGUAAACAGGGCACAGAGAAAAUAAUGAUGUUUUUAUGCUCUGAGUGUAAAAUGGAGUAUGAACCACCCUCAAAGUUCCUGUUAGACAUUCUGGAACCCCCCAAUCUAAUGCUGACCCCCAAGGAAUCCUCCUUCUCGAAAGCCUAUGAAAUGGAAGAGAAUGCCUUACAGAAAAACAUUGAUAGUUACAAUUCAAUAAUGGACAAGAAGAGACAGGAGAGGAUAGAGCUGGAGAGACUGUUGGAGCUGGAGAUGUUGGAGCAGGCACAGCUGGCCAGUCAGGCUAUAGAGGAGAAGCAGCGCUUCAUAGAGGCCAUGGCUCAGGAUCAAAAUAAGAUGGACAAGGAACUGGAGACUAUUUUCCAUGGAAAGGGGCAAGAGAGAAAGAAACUUGUAGAAUACAUGCAUCAAGUUGAGAUCGGUACAGAUGUGUUAAUUAAAAACAUGCUGGAGAUGCAAGAAAAGGCGAGGAAGACGGAGGAACUGUUGGAGUUAAUGGAGCGUGAACGGAUCGAGGAGGAGGAGCUGUUUGUGGUCCGCAACGAGGAGAUGCAGAACUUACGCAAACAGGAAGUCCUGAGAGCUAUGGAGUCCAUGCUACAAGAGUCGGACAUGUUUGAGAGUCUCAGAUCAAGUUAUGUCAACAAUAAGGACAACGUUCUCAGACAGGCCCUACAUGAUGAGGAGGUGACGAGUCAGGGGCAGGUCCACAGCAUUCUCCAUAACAAGGACCUCGCCCUCACCAACAUGAUAGAUGUCCUACAGAAACAGGAAGAGUUCCAGAGAGAUGCUUUUGAGGCCCUACAGCUUCAGAAGGAUGCCAAAACCCAGAGAAUUAGUCAGCAGAUUAAUAUGAUAGAGGAAGAACUCGCUGGUCUCACUCUAGUGGAGCUUCAGAGGAAAGAGGAACGGACCGACGAUGAAAUUAAUCGUCUGGCUGAGAAGAGAGUAGAACUAUUGGGAUUACUGUCUCAACUGAUGAGUGAACAGGAGAGCCGAAGAGAAGAGCUCAGAAAGCGACUGGCUGAGAUGGAGCAACAGAAGGAGGAUGGACAGACAGACUAUUGGUUGGUUCAGUACCAGCGACUCAUGGACCGCAAACCACAGGCUCUCAUGGACCAGGAGCAUCGCUUAGAGAUCGCCGUGGUAACAGUGCUAGAUGAUUCUGGGGCUCAGGAUUACCUCCCUGUGUUUGCUAGACAUCGUAUCACCAUAGAAACCUUGCUGCAAAUGACAGAUGAUGACCUUAAACAGAUGGGAGUUCAUGAGCUUGGAUUACGAAAAUCCAUUUUGAAAAAUGUUGAAAAUUUUAGGACAUCAAAAAGAGCCUCAGUACAAAAAGAGGCAGAAGCAGGUCCAAGUCACGUCAAUAUGGACAAAUUCAGAAAUACGGAGGAUGUGACCUUUGAUCACCCAGCCCCUUCGGCUCCUCUAAUGAGACAAGAGUCCAUUCUAGCAAGGGGACUUAACUCAGAAUGUGUGAUAUGUCUUGACAGACAGUCUGCUGUAAUUUUCUUGUCCUGUGGCCAUGUUUGCUGCUGUAACGAGUGCUCUGUUCCCCUCAAAGAGUGCCCCUUGUGUCGAGGAGCUAUUGUACAGCGAAUCAAACUCAGCACUGCCGUGGUUUCGGAACACCCCCUUUUGGCAGCCCUCCCUUCAGAGCCCACUGAACACCCACCUCCAGCACCGCUAGUGUAGUGGUCAGCUGUGGCUGUUGAGUUAGUGAUACAUUACAGGUGUGACAAGUAUGAUCAGUCGGUGUUAAUUACAGGUGUGAUAAUUGUGACGAGUCAGUGUUGAUGACAUUUGUGACAAGUGUGAUAGUCCCCGCAUUGAGACGUGACUCUGAUACACAGUAAAUCUAAUCAAUUCAUGGUUCUGUGUGUCCCUUUUUACAGUAAUGCUUUAGUAAUUGGUGUUUGAUGUAUUUAUGUUAAACAUGUUUGAUUAUAUCAGUUGUGUAUCCCCCAUCUUUAUUACAUAUAUGUGCAUAUACCGGUACUGGAAUGAUACCAGUUAUUAUAUAGCUAAUAACUCUUCAUUAAACUUUGUUUAUAGUUAUGGAAAAUGUGUAGCUGCAAAAUCAAAGCAAACACUCUUCCUUAUUUGUGAUUAAGAUUAUCGUCUGAAACAAGUGUUAUGACCAAUGAACACUGUCAAAACAGUGUAUCUUAAUAAAAUUAACUAACUGUGCUUUUGUUGGCUGUGAACUGAAUUAUUUACAUACUUGUUUUACUCAAAGCAGUUAUGUUCUGGGCUGUUGUUCAUAUUUGUUGUUUUCUCUUGUUUCAUUCUGUGCAAUGCUAUUACCCAUUGUUAUUGUUGUAAUGCAAUUUUGGAUUAAUUAUCAUACAAUGAACUUGUACUUGAAUAAAUGUGUACAAUGUAUGCAUUCAGUGUACAUGUAAUAAUGAGACAAUUACUAUUUCGUUCCAUUUAUCUCUUCAUGUACAUUUAACCGGUAUGUACUUUGGCAUUUUUUAUAUAUUGUACCCUUAUAAAUGGUGAUAUUAUUUUCUAUUUUGUGAACUGAACAAGAGACUUGAUUGAUCUGACAAGGUCUUUACCGUUAGAUUGUUACCAAUACACCCAACUCUCUUGCUUUGCGGGUAGGAGAGAUUUGCUCAAUCAAAGACAGUUUUUGUGCUCAAUGAAAUGAAGAAUUCGAGUGCCUACACAGGCAGCUAAUAAAUGCAGGAACACAAAAGAAAUUAGCAUGAACAUCUUGUAUGUAUAACUUCAAGUUAAUUUUGGCAAUUUUUCACUAGACAUAUUGAAGAUGUGUACUGUAAAAGAAUCACUCUUUUGUGUAGGCUUAUGAUUAUUUAUAUCAUGUUCCAAGGUAUUGGAACAAUAAAUUUAGAACUUUUAAAAUUAAUUCAUUAUCAGGCUAAAUCAAUACAAAGUCCAGCUAAAACAACUCUUUUUUCUAAGAACUGAAGAAAUUGUAGUAGCAUAUAUAUAUUGUUUAAACUUUGUCUUGAACAUUAACUUCUGUUUUGUGUUAUGCCCAGUUUUCACCUGAUGUCUCUUUUUAACUUUAUCUAAAUUCAACAUUGUCCUGGCCUUAUUAUCAGGUAGAUUUAACCUAUAAGAGAAGUGAGGGGGGCUGUAAGAUAUGAAGCACUUUGCAUCAUUGCUUGCCAAUCGAAGUUCAAAGAGAAAAAGAAACUUUCUAAUUUUUUACCAAUUGAUUUUAUCAUAUUGAAUGCUCUACCUUGCAUCAUAUGUAAUCAUUUUAGAUGUGUGCUGUUAAACUUCAUGCAUGUUUAUAUAUUGACUAACAAGAAACCUGUGUUGAAGACCUCAAUAUUGCACACUAUUAUGCAUUAUUAGUUCAUAUAGUCAGAUAUAAUUAUUUAUAGCAUGAAUAAAUCAAUUAUGAUAAAUUGUGUAAUAAAAUAAAAAUACUA
Messenger RNA from Magallana angulata, 4376 nucleotides. Its product is annotated as E3 ubiquitin-protein ligase LRSAM1-like. The transcript has 24 exons. Gene Ontology annotation, molecular function: protein binding. Lineage: Eukaryota; Metazoa; Mollusca; Bivalvia; Ostreida; Ostreidae. Bases 244 to 2661 code for a protein of 805 amino acids. The record is from RefSeq and is a predicted model, not a curated record.